AUGUGGUCACAUGUUGAAAUGGGCCCCCCUGAUGCCAUCCUUGGGAUCACGGAGGCAUUUAAACGCGAUACUAACCCAAACAAAAUAAAUCUUGGUGUUGGUGCUUAUCGAGACGAUAAUUGCAAGCCUUGGGUUCUUCCUUCUGUUCGAGAGGCUGAGGAACGCAUCGCUAGCCGUCAUAUGGAUCACGAAUACCUUCCAAUUGUUGGUUUGACGUCUUUCAGCGAUGCUGCCAUUAAAUUCGCAUUGGGGGAGAAUUCUCCUGUCCUUAAGGAAGGAAGAAAUGCUACUGCUCAAUGUCUAUCGGGAACUGGCUCCUUACGAACAGGGGCUGAAUUUUUGGGUCGUUUUAACAUGAUCAAAGAAGUUUGGUUUCCGAAACCAACGUGGCCAAACCAUUUUGCCAUCUUUAAAAACAGUGGGUUUUCCACUGUCAACUUCUAUCGUUACUAUGAUCCAAAUACCUGUGGUUUGGAUGAGACUGGUUGGUUAGAGGAUAUUGGAAAGAUCCCUGAGGGAUCUGUCAUUCUUCUCCAUGCUUGUGCCCAUAAUCCAACUGGUGUUGACCCUACUCAAGAACAAUGGAAGAAAGCUGGCAAAAUUAUCAAGGAACGUGGAUUGAUCCCCUUCUUCGACAUGGCCUAUCAGGGCUUUGCUUCAGGGGAUCCUGAUAAAGAUGCCUGGGCUGUCAGGCACUUUGCUCACGAACUACGAACCAAGACUCUUUUAUUGGCUCAAAGCUUUGCUAAAAAUAUGGGCUUAUACGGAGAACGUUGUGGUGCCUUCACGUUAAUCUGCGACUCCAAAGAGGAGGCCGCAAGAUGUUUGUCUCAAAUCAAGAUUAUUAUUCGCCCACUGGUUAGUAACCCUCCUCUCUAUGGUGCAAGAAUUGCUAGUGAGAUCUUGAAUGAUCCUCAACUAAAAGCAAAAUGGCUGGAGGAUGUAAAAACUAUGGCGAACAGAAUCAUCGGCAUGAGAAAAUCUUUAAAACAAGAGCUAGUCAAAGCUGGUUCUUUACGUAACUGGGAUCACAUUACAGAUCAAAUUGGGAUGUUCUGUUUUACUGGACUUAAUUCUGAACAGGUUGAAAAAAUGACAAAGAACUUCUCAAUCUAUCUCACAAAAGAUGGAAGAAUUAGUGUAGCUGGAGUGACAACGAAAAACGUUGAAUAUUUGGCCAAAGCUAUGCAUGAAGUUACAAAGUAA
This is a messenger RNA of Rodentolepis nana, 1206 nucleotides long. NCBI's taxonomy places the organism in Eukaryota, Metazoa, Platyhelminthes, Cestoda, Cyclophyllidea, Hymenolepididae. The record is from the annotation of a GenBank genome assembly.